ACAUUCUGUCCGUAUUCCGGAACACAAACGGUACGGCAACGUUCGUCGCCUUCUGUCAUCGGAGCAAGAAGAUUCCUCGACAGAAAAACAAAGCAUAUUUCAUCUAAUUUGUAUCCGUGAUUCUGUAAUCCUUUCCAUAGCGAGUCAAGUGCGUCCGUAACAUUCGCUAACCACUCCGCCAUCGUCCCCGGACAGACACCUGCUGUCCGUUUCGAUUGCUGUUUUACCUCGACCCUCGGCCACCCGGGAGUGUACGAGCUAGCGCCUUCGCACCGCGGAACGUGUGUGAGUAAGCUUGCCACGAAGCACCGGAAUCGGAACACCGCCAGAAUGUCGGCCGCUGCCUGUACAGCCGUGCUGAAGCAAGAGUUCCCCUCCAUUGAUGGUGAGCUGCUGUCGUACGUGGAGACGGUCCUGCAGAGCAGUGCGGACGAGUUCGAGAACGGUGCGGAGGUGUACGAAGCGGUCGGGGAAAUUCUGCACGAGGUGGCACAGGACAAGUCCGAGGACGAUGUGCGCGAGAUUUGUGACAAAUUUCUGCGGCUGCUGAAACCCACCAACGGUACGGCCGGAGACGUGAAUGGGGUCGGCGAUGGUGGAGGUGGAGGCGGUGGUGGUGGCGAGAGGCACAAGAAGAUUCUGUCGGCUCCGAUCAAUCUGGGCCAGAUGGCUGCCACGCAGGAGAUUGCGAACGAUGAAAUGCACAGCAUCUGGGUGGUGCAGCGAGACGACAGCCUGAAGGUGGACAGUAAAAAGCUGGAAAAGGCUGAAGCGAAGCGUCAACAGAAGCUGGAAAAGCGCCAGGAGGUGAAGGCAGCGGCAGCAGCAACGGCCGCCACCGUACCGGUCCUGCAAACAGCCACAGCAUCGCAGGUGAUCAGUAAAAAGGACAACAAAAUGGAAUCGAAGGGAACGAACCGUUCGAUGGACAUCCGGAUCGAUAACUUUGACGUGUCGUUCGGGGACAAAACGUUGCUGCAGAAUGCGGAUUUGCUGUUGGCGGCCGGUCGACGGUACGGGUUCGUUGGCCGGAACGGGUUGGGCAAGACGACACUGCUGAAGAUGAUUUCGGGCAAGCAGCUACAGAUACCUAGCCACAUAUCGGUGCUGCACGUCGAGCAGGAGGUGGUGGGUGAUGAUACGACCGCCCUGGACAGUGUGCUCGAGGUCGACACGGUACGGACGGAGCUGCUCGAGCGGGAACGCGAACUGAACAAGCUAGUGGCGGCCGGCUCAACCGAAGCGAACCUCGGCAACGAGCUGUCCGAGGUGUACAAUCAGCUGCAGACAAUCGAAGCCGACAAAGCACCGGCCCGUGCCUCCAUCAUACUGAACGGGUUGGGUUUCACGAAAGAGAUGCAAGCCCGCGCCACGCGUACCUUCUCCGGCGGUUGGCGUAUGCGUUUGGCACUGGCGCGCGCCCUGUUCUCCAAACCCGACCUGCUGCUGCUCGACGAACCGACCAACAUGCUGGACAUCAAGGCAAUCAUUUGGCUGGAAAAUUAUCUACAAAAUUGGCCCACCACGCUGCUGGUGGUGUCUCACGACCGGAACUUCCUCGACACCGUACCGACCGACAUUCUGUACCUGCACUCGAUGCGCAUCGAAACGUUCAAAGGCAACUACGAGCAGUUCGACAAAACGCGCACCGAGCGGCACAAGUCGCAGCGGCGCGAGUACGAGGCACAGCUGGCGCACCGGAACCACGUGCAGGAGUUUAUCGAUCGGUUCCGGUACAAUGCGAACCGGGCGGCGAGCGUACAGUCGAAGAUUAAGAUGUUGGAAAAGCUGCCCGAGCUGAAACCGGUGGAAAAAGAGAUCGAGGUGACACUGAAAUUCCCCGAGGUGGAACCGCUCAAUCCGCCCGUCAUGACGCUGAACGAGGUGCAGUUUAAGUACAGCGCGGAUAAGGUGAUAUUUACCAGCGUCAAUUUGGGUGCCAACCUGGACUCGAGGAUAUGUAUCGUCGGUGAAAACGGUGCCGGUAAGACGACGCUGCUCAAGAUUGUCGUGGGCCUACUCCAACCGACGGGCGGUUUGGUCCAUCUGCAUCGUGGCCUUCGACUCGGAUACUUCUCCCAGCAUCACGUCGACCAGCUCGACAUGACGGUCAACAGCGUGGAGCUGCUGCAGAACGCGUACCCGGGCAAACCGAUCGAAGAGUAUCGCCGGGUGCUGGGAAGCUUCGGUGUUUCGGGCGAUCUUGCGCUUCAGGUCGUGGCCAGUCUGUCCGGUGGGCAAAAGUCACGCGUCGCGUUUGCAAAAAUGUGUAUGGGCCGGCCCAACUUCCUGGUGCUGGACGAACCGACCAACCAUCUGGACAUCGAAACGAUCGAAGCACUGGGCAAAGCGAUCAACAAGUACACCGGCGGCGUGAUUCUCGUAUCCCACGACGAACGCUUGAUUCGCAUGAUUUGCAAAGAGCUGUGGGUUUGUGGCGAAGGCACGGUUAAGAGCAUCGAGGGAGGCUUCGACGAGUACCGGAAGAUUGUGGAGCGCGAGCUGGAAGCGCUCGCUGCCUAAUCGUCCCCUUGCGACCCUAGCCGAUCCCGUGUAGCUAUAUUAUUGUAUACUCCCCCGUUCGAUCGUACUGAAAACAGGAAAUGCUCACAAUGCUUUCCCACCAACUCCCAAUUCAAACUGAACUCACAUUUGCGUAGCAAAAAGUUGGUGAGAUUUACAUUAAUUAUUUCUUAUCCGUUUUCUUUCUGUAGUAAAUACCCCCCCGAUUUUAAUUUACGAUUGCUCCUCCUCCCAGCACCAUGCGAAGAACAAUACACACGAGAUGAGUUUUCUCUCGCGCGGCCUACUUAGGUGUUUAGUAAGUUGACGGUCUCGUGUGAUCUCGAUGGGAUACACCCUCUAAAGAAAGUGCUGCAAUACAUGGGGGGAGGCGGCUAGGCGGAGUUACGGAAACCCGGUGCACUACUAGAUCAAAAACAAAAACCGCGUAAUACAAAAUUGUUUAUAAUAACAAA
Molecule: messenger RNA, 2978 nt
Organism: Anopheles stephensi (Asian malaria mosquito)
Lineage: Eukaryota; Metazoa; Arthropoda; Insecta; Diptera; Culicidae
Product: ATP-binding cassette sub-family F member 3
Exons: 4
Coding region: 331-2523 (730 amino acids)
Molecular function (GO): ATP binding; ATP hydrolysis activity
Source: RefSeq, a predicted model, not a curated record